AUGGACAACACUGUUAAUUAUUCAGAGCUAUUUUCUCGAUUGUUAGAUAAUGAAGGUAAUUUAAAUAAUUCGAUGCUAACAUUCUUAUAUUACAUGUUUCCUCGAGAUCUUUUCAUUCGAGCAUUAUCAUUAUUAGAAUCUAACGAUAUGUUAAUAUACAUUCUGGAAGAAGGUCUCGUUAAUGAUAAUUCAACAGGUAAAGAAGCCGAACGAACAGUUACAUUAGCUGAUAAACCUACAAGUGAAAGAAGUACAAAUACCCUCGAAGAUAAACAAGAUACAGAUUCGAUAAAGAAGGGGAAUAAUUCAUCUGAUACUGAUACUCAUGAACGAAUCGAAGAUAUGGAUAAAUUAUUAAAGGAUAUAUACAAUGAUGAUGAUUAUCAAUUAUUGUAUCGAUUAAUUGUUAAAUCUGAUAACGAAUCACCAAUUUAUGUUGAUUUAAAAGAUUGGACAUGUUCAUGUACUGAAUAUUGUGAACUUUUUUCAAAAGAAAUACAUUCUGCUGAGGAAUCAAAUACUAAUAAUUCAACAAUUCAAGAUAUUAUGAUUAAUGAAAUUGAUGAUAUUGAAGAAUUUAAAGAAGAUAGAGUUGGACAAUUAGAUGCAUAUAGUUUUUCAAAACAACGAUAUUUUAAGAUUGAUAAAAUUAUGUGUUCACAUUUAUUAGCUUAUUCAAUUUUAUUACGUUCUUCUUUGAAAAAUUUAAAUUAUUUUGUUCAAAAAAAAUCUAAUGUCUUAUUAAUACGAAUAAGUAAUAUCGAUGAAUGGUUAAAAUUGCAUAUAAAUAUUGUCAUUUAA
This is a messenger RNA of Maudiozyma saulgeensis, 801 nucleotides long. Lineage: Eukaryota; Fungi; Ascomycota; Saccharomycetes; Saccharomycetales; Saccharomycetaceae. The record is from the annotation of a GenBank genome assembly.